AUGCUCAAACAGACUAAUAAUAAGUAAAUGCUCAUAUAAAAGAGAUUAAACUUUUAGGAGUAAUUCUUCAGAAUGGCAGAGAGUCGAAAUUUACUACCUGAGGGCAGCCAUGAUAAUGCUUCGGUAUUUGCUAAAUUCAAACCAUCAAAGCCACUCCUAAGGAAGAUGAAUAUGGGCUAGCAUAUUUUAUCAUAGAGCUACUAAGAAUCAGAAUAAGCUUUGGAAUUUUGCGCAUUCUUGAUGAGAUAUCACAGAGCUCUAGAUUAUGGAGAUUUCUCAGAUAAUGCUUUUGUUGUCCAAAGACUAAGAAGAUUUGAAGACUUCAAGUGUUGGAAUGACAUUGAAGAUUCUUUAGCACUGGGAGAAUAAAAUGCUAAAAAUUUCGAGGCAUUUAAGAUGACUAAUGAAAAUGCUCUUUAGGAAAUACUUCAGCAUCUUGAAAGAAUAGUAAGAGACUAUGCAACUAAGGAUGAAGUCGGCAGAGAGUUGGACAUGAUGAAAGAUAGAAUGUUCAAUGAAAUGGAUACACAACUUACUCAGGCUAAUAUGCAGAGCUCUCUUUUAAAGAAUCACACUCCUCACAGAGCUGAUGGCUUCGAUACCGGCUAAUACAAAAAGGUUUUGGAACUGAUGCUAGAUUUAGAGAAGAAACUAGAAGGGAGAAUGGAUGAGUUGCAAGGAGACUUUAGGAAAGAUUUAAUAAAAUACCUAGACGACAGAGACUUAAAAACUGACUUGACUAAUAUUAUUGAGGAUAAGAUUGACAAUCUUGAGUUCAGCUUUAACACUAAAGUUCUAUCAAGAUUAGAUCUGCUUGAGAAGGCAUAUGAUUAGCAGAUAAAGAACUACACAAUAUUUGAAAAUAAACUAGAAGUUGAAAACUAGAAAGGCCUGAAGAUAGAGGAUACUCUAAGAGAUUAAAUAGAUUUGAUUCAAGCUCUAAAUAAUAAACUGGCUUUAUAGGAGGAGACAUUAAAGGAGACAAAGAAUUACUUCUAUGGUAAACUAACCUCAAUAGAAAAAGAAAUUAUCUAGAAGGCCUUUGGAGAGGCGGCAAACAUCAAAUAUGACUUCUCAGCUCAUGAAGAAACCAUUAAAAAGCUCGAGGAUGAGAUAGAAGCCUUGUAAAAAGACUUCUUCUUGUUCAAAGAUCGGACUGAAAAAUAAGUGUAGGAGGGUCUACAGCUCACGAAGCAAACAAGGAAUGACUAUAUAAUGCGAAUGAAAGAAAUGUAUGAUGAGAACAAUAGAAUGAUCAAGGAGACUAAGGAAAUUAUAGAUAUGAUUAAGGGAAAGCAUCAAGAUGCUAUAGCACACCUGGAUAAGAAGUAGUAGACAAUCAUCUAGCAUAUUCAGCAACUUGAAACUGAUUUUAAGGUUUAGGUGGACAGAAAUCUAAGAGAACUUGAAAACACAGAUUUGAAACAGUAAAAAGAGAUAGCUGAUCUCAAUGACUACUUUAAAAAGCUAAGAACUGAGGUAAUUGACUUAGGAACGCACAUUGGCCAAGAAAUAUCCAGAGUUAUCAAUUAAAGCAAUGUCACUCUCAAUGAAUAUGGGAAAAGAUAGUAGGACAUUGAAAAUACACUCAGACGAUAGAUCGAUGAUAUGAUACAGAAAUUCGGACUUUACUCUAAAGAUUUCACUAACAUUGGUGAGAACUUCGCUAGACUGAAUGAUGGACAGAACAAACUAGCUAUUGCUUUAAAUUCUCAUGAUACCGAAAUAGCUAGACUUAGAAAUGAUAUCAUUGGCAAUCUAGACUCAGUCAGAAAAAUGGAAGAUUUCCUUAACAAUAAUUCAAAGCUUAAUUCAUUAGUUGAAGAGGCAAACAAACUGUGGACCUUCUUCCAGAAGUUCAUUGAUGAGCAUUCAGUUGAUAGAAUCAAGAUCAUUAGAUCCAGAGAUAACUCUCUCACAGAUAAAAUCAACGCUAUGGACUGGCUUGCGAGAUAUGCUGAAUUUGUCACACCUGAUUAGAUAUCGAACGUGGUCAUGGCAUUUAAGGAUAUAUACUCAGGCCCAGAUGUUGGUCUAAGAGAUGGCUUCAUCAAUCACAAGCAUAACUCUGAAGCGAUUCCUACUGUAGUUUAGAUGCUAAGAAAUCUUAGAUCAAAGAGGAACACAAUUGCUCUUGACGAAGAAACAUUCGAUCAGAAUAUGAGUAUUCUGCUAAGUAUACUUGAACCUCUACUAAUAAAUGACUAGAAUCUAGAGACAUUCUUUAAGCUAUCAGUAGUCUAAGAUCUGUGUCAGCUUUUGCAUGAGUAACCACUUCCUAGUGAGAACUAAGGUGCAGGAGCCAAAGUAUUUAGACAGCAUUUCAAAUAUGCCAUAAGAUGCAUCACCUCAUGCCUUAGAAAUGAAAUAGGAGUAUAAGAGGUUAUGAAGAAUGACACCUAUUUCAAGAGAGUCUUAAGAAUCCUAGAGGAAUUUCAAGAGGAGGAGAUCGUAGCAAAUUCAAGUAAAAUUGUGAGACUAGUACUGAGAGAUGAGGUGUACUAUGACAGAGUAGUGAUGGCCUAUUCAUAAAUCGGUAAUUUCUUGUUACAGUUGAUGAAUCAGCACUUCUACAGCGCAGCUAUCAUUUAAGAGACAACAGCCGCAUUCAGAAAUUACACUAGAAAGCCAAAUUACUUGAAUACCAUCAAUAGUGAUUUAUUGAAGGUACUUGUCAACGUCGUAAGAGAACCCAAGUUUGACAAGCAAAAGUUCGUCACACUCUAAGCUAUAAAGAACCUAAGCAGGUCAGCAGAGCAUGAAAGAUAUUUCAAGCAGAUAGGAGCAAACGAUGUUCUGGUUAUGUCAAAUAUGUCAAAUCAAGUUGGAAAUUAAGUGAUUGGAAACUCUUUGUCAAGAAAGGUAUGA
Molecule: messenger RNA, 2868 nt
Organism: Stylonychia lemnae
Lineage: Eukaryota; Ciliophora; Spirotrichea; Sporadotrichida; Oxytrichidae
Source: the annotation of a GenBank genome assembly